Molecule: messenger RNA, 1200 nt
Organism: Plasmodium malariae
Lineage: Eukaryota; Apicomplexa; Aconoidasida; Haemosporida; Plasmodiidae
Product: conserved Plasmodium protein, unknown function
Exons: 1
Coding region: 1-1200 (399 amino acids)
Source: RefSeq, a predicted model, not a curated record
AUGACGACUGAAGAGGAUGACAGCAAAAACGUCGCGAAGACUGACGAAGGAACGAGGGUGAACAUAUGUUGCAAAAUAAACGAAUCAUCAAAAAAAUGCUUGGACACUGUGGAUGAAAAUAAUGGAAAUAUUCAAAAACGCUUCGAGUCGUUAAAUAAAACCAUAGAGGAUAUGAAUAUGCAUUUCAAUAAUAUCCUUAAGGAUAAUGAAGAAAAAUAUGUACUUACUUUUAACGCAUAUAUGUAUGAUGUACAGAAGGAAAUACGAAUUUUGAAAAAAAUUGUAAAAGAAGAAAAAAUAAAAGAAUUAAAAGAUGAAAAAGUAAAAAAAUUACAAAAAGAACUUAAGUGGUACAUAAACGAAUGUUUAAGGUUAGACAAUGUUUCACAAUUUUUAAAAAAGGAAGCAGAAAAAUGGAAAAGAAAUAGUGAACUUAUGAAAAACCACAUGUUAUUCUUGGAAAAAAAAUUAUCAAAAAUGUAUGAAACGGUUAUUCGAACACAAAGUAUAAAGAACUGUAAAGAGGAUGAGGAGAAAAAGGUAGAAAAAACGGAACAACAGAUACGAGGGAAAGUUGAAAAGGAAGAAGACGAAAGCAACAAAGGAGACGAAAAUGACAUAUAUAGCGAAGAAAAGAAAAAGUUGGGAAUCGAAAAGAAGUUGAAUAAAAAAGGUACUUCCCUUACAAAAGAACAGGAAAGAGUAAGAGUAAGGGACGAACAUUUUGAGUGUAAACUGAAGAAGAAAGGAAAAACAGACAAUUUUACCUACAAAGAAUUAAACUACAAGAUAACAAAUUUAGAAAAUAAAUUAAAGAGACAAAUGAAUAUAAAUUGUAGUUUACAAGAAAAACUUACAAAACAUUAUAUUGAAAAAUCGAAAUAUGAAAAAUUAUUUAUUGACUGUGUUCAACAACUUAAAAAGGACAUAGGAAAACAAACCAUGAGUAAUGACAAAGAAAAAUAUAUAGAGGAUAAUUUCUCCGCCUUAAUAAAUGAAUCUGAAUUAAGUACCUUUACUAAGGAAGAAAAAAAAAAAUUACUAAUAACCUUUUUUUCUUCAAAUGAUUUAAUUCAUUUUAUGAAGAAAAAUGUUUUUUGUAAAGAAAAAACAUCAUUUGAUUUUCACCCAAAAUAUAGCUACCCCAACACGACAAUAAAAUACCAGAAGAGGUCUGACAUUUCUCCUUUUAUUUUGUAA